UUUUUGUUAUUUUCGCGAAGUGGUGCGCCCCAAGCUGGAAUAUUGUUGAAGGAUGCCUCCAAAGAAUAAGCGCCAAAAUUUGCAAGCUGACGAUGAAGAAGAACAACCUCUUCAAGCCGUUAUUUUAACAGACAGCUAUGACGAGCGCUUUCUUCCCAUAUCCCAUGAAGUGCCACGGUGCUUGAUGCCUCUUUGCAAUAUUCCACUCAUCGAAUACACCUUGGAAAUGCUCGCGAUUUCAGACGUUCAGGACGUCUUUGUUGUGUGCACAUCGCAUAUCGACAAGAUCAAGUCUUAUCUGGAGAACUCGCCGUGGAUGAAAUCCAACUGCCCGCUUAAUGUUCAAAUUGUCCAGACGCCCGAAUGCAUGUCUGUCGGCGAUGCCAUUCGUGAAUUAGAUGCGAGACAACUGAUCACAACCGAUUUCAUUUUGACUUCGGGCGAUCUCAUUUCCAACAUGAAACUCGAUAAAGCGAUCGAAGCUCAUCGUGCACGUAAAAGAACAGAUAAAAACUCUAUAAUGACUAUGCUGUUGAAGGAAGCCUCUCCCACCCACAGCGCAAGAGCAAAAGACGAUUCCAGCAUAUUUGUGAUGGAUCCUCUGAGCGAUCGAUGCGUGCACUACGAAGCAGUCGAAGCUCUGCCACGAAAGCAUAGAAUUGAAAUGUCACCUGAAGUGUUUGAGCGUCGCACCCAGAUCGAAAUCCGUAACGAUCUCCUUGAUCCUCAAUUAGAUAUCUGUUCCGUGGAGGUCCCUGCUUUGUUUACCGAGAAUUUCGACUGGCAGCAUCUUCGCAAAGACUUUGUCCACGGUAUCCUCACUUCGGAUAUUCUGGGCAAAACUAUCUAUACACACGUUGUUUCUGAUCCUUAUAUUGCCCGCGUGCAGAAUGAGCAACUUUACAGUGUCAUCAGCAAACACAUUUUGAACCGAUGGGUAUUCCCAAUUGUCCCAGAGACCAAUUUGAAGGCGGGUGAUGAAUAUGAAUAUAUGCGUGGAAAUAUCUAUAAAAAUGCCGAGGUCGUGCUUUCAAGAUCAUGUAUCAUUGAUGAAAAUGUCCAAAUCGGCAAAAAUACGGUGAUUGGCGAGAACUCGCGUGUCGGCAAUUCCAUUAUUGGACGCAAUUGUUAUAUUGGCGACAAUGUGGUUCUGGAGGGUGCUUUUGUGUGGGACAAUGUCGUUAUUGGCAACAACUGUAAGAUCACCAAUUCGAUUUUGGCACAUCAAGUGACUGUCCUCGAAGGCACCACCAUCCAUGAUGGAUGUCUGGUUUCUGUUGGCACGAUCAUCGGUCGACAGCAAACAAUUCCUAAAUACUCCAAGCUCAGCUUAUUACCUCAGCCCAAGACCAGCAUGUUUGCCGAUGAUAGCGAUGAAGAAAAUGAAGGCGAAGAAGAUCAAGAGCACGUGUUGACUGGAGAUCACGAGCCUGUCUACUUCUGGAGUGCUCGUAGCAAUGACGACGAUGACACUGAUAUCCGAAAUGUGUACCUUGGAUCUUUAGCCUAUGAUAUGGCCGAUCUUGAAAUUGCGGAUCAUGAACUGUCUGACAGUGCUUCCGAAGUGGGUGCUGAAUCCGAUGAUGAAUCUGAUCUAGGGUCUAUCACUGGCGCCUUUAAUCUCGGCGGUGCUGGCACCAAUUCGGCCAAACGUUCCGAAGAGUUCAAGAAGGAAAUUGCUCAGACGAUUGAGCGUUCACUGGAAGAAAAUCACAGCGUGGAUACAGCUGCGUUGGAAAUCACGGGUCUACGCAUGUCCAGCAAUGGCACUUACACUGAAGUUCGCGAAGUACUGAUCCCCAUUCUGAUUGACCGGAUUGAUCUGGCCAGUCCGGUGCCUAGCAUGAAAAAAGUCUUUACCAAAUGGGGUGAUUUGGUUACCAAAGUAACUCACAGUCAGGACGACCAAGUGCACGUUCUGGAGAUGAUUCAGAAACAUUGUGCAUCACAAUCUGCAUUAGGUAAAUUAUUCCUUGGCACCUUGCAGCUUUUGUACAAUAUGGAUAUCAUUGAGGAAGAUGCCAUCAUGCAGUGGUAUGACAGCGAAGCGUCUCAGAACGGCUCAGCAGCAGAGAUCGCUUUACGGGAGAAGGCAACCAAGUUCAUUGACUGGCUUAAUGAAGCAGAGGAGGAGGAUAGUGAUGAUGAAUAGUUUUAUAUACACAUACACAGACAUAAAAAUCAUCUUUUUUUUUUU
Molecule: messenger RNA, 2197 nt
Organism: Radiomyces spectabilis
Lineage: Eukaryota; Fungi; Mucoromycota; Mucoromycetes; Mucorales; Radiomycetaceae
Product: nucleotide-diphospho-sugar transferase
Exons: 10
Coding region: 53-2152 (699 amino acids)
Biological process (GO): biosynthetic process
Cellular component (GO): eukaryotic translation initiation factor 2B complex
Molecular function (GO): guanyl-nucleotide exchange factor activity; translation initiation factor activity; translation initiation factor binding
Source: RefSeq, a predicted model, not a curated record